Messenger RNA from Sardina pilchardus (European sardine), 990 nucleotides. RefSeq names its product immunoglobulin lambda-1 light chain-like. The transcript has 4 exons. The record is from RefSeq and is a predicted model, not a curated record. Bases 70 to 798 code for a protein of 242 amino acids. NCBI's taxonomy places the organism in Eukaryota, Metazoa, Chordata, Actinopteri, Clupeiformes, Clupeidae. Gene Ontology annotation, cellular component: plasma membrane.
GAGAGAGCAAGCGUGUCUCACACACUGAAGGGAACAAAAUCUCCUCUCACUGCAGCAGAGCUCAGCAUCAUGAUCCUCAACACAGCUACUCUCUCUGCUCUGGCAUUCACUAUCAUUGGUCUGGAGGCCCUUGUCUUGACCCAGGACAAGUCUACAAGAGUUCAACUGGGGCAGAAUGUGAAGAUCCUUUGUGCACCAAGCGAUUUUAGCAGCGGCCGCAGUGACUGGGCAUUAACAUGGUACCAGCAGAAGGAUGGCAGUCCAAAGUUCUUAUUGGUAGACAGCACCAGAGCAAGCGGGCUACCCAGCAGAUUCACAUAUUCUGGUUCUGGACGCCAAGAAUAUUUAAACAUCAAUGGAGUGACUGCUGAGGAUGAAGCUACUUAUUACUGUGCCUGUCAUGGAUGUCAGUCAUCAGGGGAUUACACUACCUACUUUGGUGGAGGCACAAAGUUGACCGUGACUAAUGCUCGUCCUCAGUCCCCCCCUGGUGUGGUCUUGUUGGCCCCCUCCCAGGACCUCUCCUCUGGGGACAGGGCUGCUGUGGUGUGUCUGGCUCAGGGCUUCUACCCUGACGGUGCCACCCUGACCUGGUCAGAGGAUGGCAAAGCUGUGGCGGGCACUGAGUUCCAGACGGGCGAGUCUCAGCGCCAGUCUGAUGGCACCUUCUCCCUCAGCAGCGUCCUGACGGUCCAGCCGGAACGCUGGCGCUCUGGACACACCUACACCUGUCAGCUGAGCCACUCCGCCCUCUCCAGCCCUCUGAGCAAGAGUGUGGCACACGGCCAGUGCAGCUAAGACACUGAGUAACUGCCCUUUAAUUGUGGAGGAGUCAGUCAAUGCCUUGCAUGUUUGGUGGAUAUUUACUUGCUUGUGCUUACUUGUCAAAUGUGUGCCCUUUGAUAAUCAUACCAUUGAAUGUUUUGUGCCUUCAAAGGCUUCUGUAAUUUACCUUUUAAAUGUGUCUCAAUAAAGCAUCAUUAUAUCAAA